Notechis scutatus (mainland tiger snake) is the source of this 2972-nucleotide messenger RNA. RefSeq names its product cyclin-dependent kinase 12-like. NCBI's taxonomy places the organism in Eukaryota, Metazoa, Chordata, Lepidosauria, Squamata, Elapidae. The record is from RefSeq and is a predicted model, not a curated record.
CGAGGCAUGGUGUCGGAGGCUGGAAGGAAGACAGCGACAGCAAUGUUUUUUUUCGUAUUCUUGCAAUAAUUAGUAGCUAACCUUCCCCCUCUCACUUUCCUUCCUCUCCCCUCCCCCUAAUCUGGAAACAGCGCUGUUUCGGUCUGGGAAGUAGGUGGAAAAAGAUGAGGAUCCUGGCUUGGGGAACUUGCUAGGAAUUCAGGCUAAGGAAAGGGUUAGGGGAGGCUCACUGGACUCGGUUACGGGACUGCAGGAUUUGUCCAAUGAGCCUGGGCGGGCUGGAGAGUGUUUAUAGUAAUCCCUCUCAGGCAGUUGAGAUAGCAAAUAAAUUCAGACCCCCACUUUCAUUUUGUAAGGAUGUGGGCCCUUUAGUUAAUGGCAAGGCAGCUUUGAACCAAGGGAGUCCACUGCUUAAGUACUUUAGGGGACUAUUAGGGGACCACUGUUUCAAAAAUCUGCAAGUGAACUAGUCUCUUUCCAAAACUUUUUGUUUUUGAAAAGUUCACCCCCUUACCUAUUUACAAACUGGGGUUUAUUUGUAUUUACCCCUUUAAUCAACUCUUUGGGGGCAAUUUAUAUCCUAAAACGAGGAAUUAAUUGAGACCUGGAAUUAAGGAAGAGCAGGUGUUUACUUGAUUAAAAAAAACUUGUCUUCCCUUCCUACUUGUGGGAUCAGAGGAUAUUUUGACAAAGUUAUUUUUCUCCAGGUUGAAAGGUGGGCUCAACUCAGUUUUAUAUCUAUUUCUGAGACAGCUUUAUCUUACUAUAUUUUUGCAUGUUAUUUUACAAUCUGGCAUUCAUAGAGCAACCCCCAACUAUCAUGUAAAGAGACAAGUGGGUUGAAUGUAGGUAACAAGAUAAAAUAGCCCUUCCAUUGUGAGGUGUGUGUGUCUUGAAGAUUUGGGCUUUUUGGAGGAUUCCUCCCUCUUCAAGCACAGUGGAGAAGGAAUGCCAAACCCAGAGAGACAUGGGGGCAAGAAGAAUGCGGGAGGAGGGGAGUCUUUGCAUCAAGGUGCAGUGUCCUGCAGUGGGAGCUCAAACAGAGAGAGGCACCGGCUUUCUAAGCAUAAAAGACACAGAUCCAAGCAUUCCAAAGAUUCACUGUUGGGGUCCCAAGAAGGAAGCGCAACACUUGGCAGCAUGAUCAAGCCAUUGGUAGAAUAUGACGAUAUCAGCUCUGAUUCUGACACCUUCUCAGAUGAAACAGUCCUCAAGUUGGAACGUAGAGAAAAUGAAAGGAAAGGGACAUUGGACAGGAGUGAUCGAUUAAAUAGACAGCAGCAGCACAAGCAUGUCCAUGACUUGAUGAAAAGUAAGUUGGGGGACAAGGAGAAGCAACUGGAAAGGAAUCAAGAGUCCUCAGGCAAUUUGAGUUCUAAUAAAGAUCGAAUAUCCAGGACUUCCAAAAGGCUACAUGAGGAGAAUGAUGACCAUUCAUCUAAGUCAUUCAAGAGUAGUAGCAAAGAGUCUCGGUCAGCCAAACUGCAUAAAGAGAAGUCUAGGAAGGAGCGGGAGGUGAAAUCUGGUUACAAGGAUCACAGUAAAAGUCGUUGGAAAAGAGAUGCCCCCAAAAGCUACAAGUCACUGGACAGUCCAAAGUGGAAAUCCAGAAGUCCACACCAUAAGUGGUCAGAUGGUCCCAAACAAAAUGACAGUCCCUCAGGAGCAUCUGAUACACAGGACUAUGACAACAGCCCUCCACACACUCACACAUCCAGUAACUAUGAUUCCUGUAAGAAGAGUUCUAGUGUAUCCUCACGACGACCAUCAGUGAGCCCUCCAUUUAAGGAACCUGCCUACCAAUCCAGUAUAUGUUCUCCCAGCCCUUAUGGCAGGAGACAGCGGUCAGUCAGCCCAUACAGCAGGAGGCGUUCAUCCAGCUUUGAAAGGGGAAGUGGUUUAUACAGUGGAAGAUCCCCCAGCCCAUUCAAUCGAAGGAGCUCCAGCAGUUCUUAUGUUUCCAAGCGGUCUCUGAGCCGUAGUCCUGUUUCCAGGAAGCCCAUGAAAUCCCGAAGUAGAAGUCCCGCUUAUUCAAGGCAUUCAACAUCUCAUAACAAAAAGCAGAGAACUGGGUCUUGCAGUCGUCAUUCUAGUAUCUCACCUGUUCAGCUACCACUGACCUCCAGUUUGGGAGCUGAGCUGAGUAGGAAGAAAAAGGAGAGGGCUGCAGCUGCAGCUGCAGCAGCAGCAAAAGUUGAUAGAAAGGAGAGCAAGGACUCACAUAGCCUAUUGUCUAGGAAAGAAAAUAACUUAACUGAAGUAAAAGAGUCUAUAAUGGAUGUCAGGAAGGCAAAAAUUGCUAAGCCUGAAAAAUAUCCUCCUGAUCUGGUGAUGGUAAAUAUUCUACAAUACAGUGCAGAAACAAAAACAACUCUUGAGCCUGCCAAAACAAAGACAGAAAAUUCUGAGAAGAAACUACCUGCUUCAGUUAGAGACUCAAAAACAGCAGGAACAAAGUAUAUGAAACUUACUAUAGCAAAGGAGGAAAUUGUGACUUCAAAAGAAAUACAGUCAGCUGAACCAGAGGUCCCAACUCCUUUGUCUUCUGUAAAGUCACUCCCUCCUUUACCAACAUCAUCCCCACCUCAGGUUCCUCCUCCAUUGCCCCCCUUGCCUCCAUUGCCAGUUAUUCCCCCUCUGCCACCUGCUCAGUCAUCUACCAUUCACAGCCCUGCUUUAGUUCCUUUGUGUCUGUCAUCUUCUGUCCACUGUAAGACAUCCUUAACUUCGCAGGCUAACUCUCAGUUCACCAUGCAAUCCGCCUCAAAGGGACAUGUUUCUGUGACCAUUGCUGUCCCCCAUCUGAAAACGUCAACAUUGCCUCCACUCCCUUUGCCACCAAUCUUGCCUGGGGAAGAUGAGUUGGAAAGGUAAGGUUUGUAAAUGCUGCUAUUCUACAAAGUCUUGCUAGUGUAAUGGCUUGCUCACUUCACUGUUCUGAUGUAAAGCUUGGUAUCUAAAAACUGUUGAAC